This is a messenger RNA of Paramecium tetraurelia, 600 nucleotides long. RefSeq lists its product as uncharacterized. The transcript is spliced from 4 exons. NCBI's taxonomy places the organism in Eukaryota, Ciliophora, Oligohymenophorea, Peniculida, Parameciidae. The record is from RefSeq and is a predicted model, not a curated record.
AUGAAUCAAUUAAGAAAUCAGAGAGGCACAGACACAGAUGAGGUGUACAUUGAUCCAGAGAGAGGGAUAGCUAUUAAUGCUCGUUAGAUGACCACUGAAUAGCAUUUCAAAUAUUACAAAUCCUCAUUCAGCACUAUGAGACCUGAUUUGACUGAAUUUGAGUAUGAGGCAUUUGCCAAGAGAUUGAGAGUGGGUGAGUCAUUCUUGAAUCACAUGAGAGUAUUUCUUAAUCAUGAAUCAGGUAGGAUCACAAAUCUUUAUCCUGUAAGUGCUAGAAUGGAAAAAGCUCUGAACUAUUAAUAAUAAUACUUCCAUUUGCGUCCUCCUUUUAUUUUGGGUCACAGAUCAAAUGCAAAUAGAAAUUGGGCUGAUGCAUCAAAGGUGGUGAAUUAUGUUGAGAAACAAUUGCUAAAGAUAACAAAAUAUGGCUUGGAUUAUCCUAAUUAUUAUGCACCUGCGACAACACAAGAGUUGAAGUAGAGAGAGGACGAGAUUUACGAGAGAUUCGUCAGAGAAAUGAGAAAACCUCCCGUCGUUGCAGCCUAAUGAAAUAUAUACAAAUAAACAAUAUUUUAUUAUUUGAAUCUUUGUACAAAUAAA